Folsomia candida is the source of this 5149-nucleotide messenger RNA. It is a transcript of the gene Gli, whose product is annotated as neuroligin-like protein glit-1. The record is from RefSeq and is a predicted model, not a curated record. The transcript is spliced from 14 exons. NCBI's taxonomy places the organism in Eukaryota, Metazoa, Arthropoda, Collembola, Entomobryomorpha, Isotomidae. Gene Ontology annotation, cellular component: septate junction; tricellular tight junction; cell surface. Bases 957 to 4520 code for a protein of 1187 amino acids.
UGGCUUAAUGACGACGGUUAUUUACAUGUGAACCACAGCUCUUUUUACAGGUAGUACACGGAAUGUUGUGUGGUGGUUAAAAAACACAACAGACAGACUUUGAGAGAUUGCUGCUAAAUCGGUCUGUUGCGUUACGCUGCGUUGAUUAACUAAGUUUAGAAACAGUUAAUUAGAGGAAUCUUCAUGGCAUUCUUGCGUGCGAGAUUUCCGGUCCCCUCUCUCGAGACUCUGCAUAUUUAACUUUUCUUGAAGCGAAUCAACCCUUAGACUGAAUUAAUAGGGUGACAAUUGAACAAAUAGAAAGGUUUCCUACUAAAAAAUUUUCUCGACGAGUUUUAUUUAUUGCCACAUUGAUAUUUUGAGAGUAUUAUUGAAACUAUCAAAUUGAGACGUACAGGAUGACGAGCUAAGCGAAUAAAAGCCCGAGUUGAUAUUAUGAGCAUACACACACAUGGAAAGUGAGUGAGUCACUGCUCGGGGUACAGACAAAAUUUCCGGCCCUGAUGUCACCAUCAGGAGGCUACGAUAAGCCACAGCCUUUAUAGUUCCAGAACUCUUGUAUGUUUGCAAUAUAAUAAUUGCAGAACAAAAAGGGCUGAUUAAAUCAUCUUUUAUACCCUCCAUUGUGAUUACUUGAGAUGAUUAUGUGCGUGAACAUGCAGAGCAACCACUAUUUGCGUCUUCGACACAGAGCCAAACAAACUGGACACAAUAGUAUCGAUCUCAAUACUACUUGAGCAAGUAUUUAAGUGGGAUUGGUGGGUGUAUUUAUUGAUUUAAUAUACGCAAGUUGAGAGGAAAAUCGAAAAAAGGAACGCUAUAGAAAGAAAGUGAGAAACCAAAGUGGUGAACUCGUAAAAAGACAGCAAUGUGAACCUCUAGCUCUCUAUUUCUGGAGACUAUUAAAUGAAACCUGUGCUCUCUGAAACAAAAUAUAGUUAAAGUGCUUUAAAUUAAUGAUACUGAAAACUAAGAAUAUAAAUACAAUGAAGGAGUCAAAUAUAAUCUCAAAUAGAUUAUUUUCUGUAACGUUGCACUGGACAUGGAUCUUUGUGGUCGUAACAUUGCUCACUCCUCAUAAAGUGGUACUUAGUCAAAAAGUCCCCUUUGCUCAGCAUUAUGACGAAGCUCAUAAAAGUCGAUCUCCGGGAGAAAGCAACUCUUCACAAAACAACUACAGAGGAAAUGGCAAUGUGCUUUACAAUAAUAAUUCAUCUAGUUCAAGUGAUCACAACACCCGGUAUCAAGAUAAAGAUCUACGAGAUUUUCCUGACCACAACUCCAUCAAUUGGCUUUCACCAAAUCCAUUCGCCGUCCCCGGAACCGGUAGUGAUGCGGUCAACAACAGACAAAGUACUAACAACAAUCCGUUUCAAGGUGCAAACAACAACAUAACCCAAUAUCCAACUAAUCCAAACGAUCCUAAUUAUGGACGACAAAACAAUAACAACCUUUACAAUCAGAACAAUCCUGCAACUUGGCCACAACAAGGAACGAACAACCCUUCGGGGAGUCAGAACAAUAAUAGAAAUAUUCCAUUUCCCUCCAGUAAUGACCGACAGAGAAAUCCAACCAGUAUGAACGACCCCUUUGCAUUUGAUCCCAAUCGAUCCCAACUUGAUCAGUAUGGUCGUGAAAGGGAUCGAGGAGGCGUUGGGGAUUUUAAUGUUAAUUCUAACACCGUUCCAGUUGAUGGGCUCGGAAAUCGGAGAGAUGAAGACAGUGGAGGAGUCAGAACAGGAAGUGUUGAUCCAAGAAUUAAUAUCAAUCGGCAAUAUAAUAGUCCUACCUACACGGAUAUUAGGGAGCGAACAACGCAAAACCCCAGACCUUUUGGGUUUGGUCCCGACGUGGGACCACGAUCGGGUUAUCCAAGCAAUUAUCCUGGUUCAUCAAUAUCUGACGGUAAUACCCAGCAGCAGCAAAACAGCUCUGCCUCCUUCUACCCUGGAGGUUAUCCUCAAAGUGCUAGUGGCAAUUACCCCUCUUCAGGAAUUAAUCCUUACGACAGAGUCGGAGGUGGUGAUGGGGCAGGUGCGUCGUAUGGACAAUCCUACCCUAAGGUGGGAUUAGGGAGUGGAAUUGGAACCACGUUUGACCACACGGGAAGAAGAAAUAUCCCUCCAUUCGUUAACUAUCCUGGGAGAGGAAAUUUUGACCCCGGUUAUCCCAAUGUUAACAGUUGGAAUGAGUACUGGACUACGACUACUUAUAGACCAACUGCGCCCGGUGUUUUGGGCCGGUGGAGGACCGAUUUGCAAGGGCAACAAAGGCCAGAAGAUAUUAAUCAAGUCCCACAAUCUGUAUACGUUAUGACCACAUUUGGAAGAAUUCAGGGGUUUAAAACUAAAAUUUACGACGGACCUUGGGUACCUUUGCCAGCCCGACCCGGCAUAGCCAACGUCGAUAAGGUCAAAUCAGUUGUUUCCUCAUUUGUCGGGAUCCCUUAUGCCAGAGCGCCCACUCAUGAGGGCAGAUUUAGGCCACCGAGGAGUCAUCCUGGUUGGCAACUACAUCAGGCUGUAGAAGUUCCUCCGGCAUGUCCACAGCCUGCGAGAUUUUUUGGGCAUUCUGCCGGAAUUAUUCAAGUGCAUGAAGAUUGUUUAUUCUUAAACGUAUACUCUCCCGACGUCGGUUCAGGUGUCGAAGGAGCUCCAUUUCCGGUUAUAUUUUACAUUCAUGACGGAGAUUUCAUUCACGGAGCGUCUCAUCAAUUCCCACCACAUCAAUUGGUGGGGUGGUAUAAACUGGUCGUAGUCACGGUUAAUUUCCGACUCGGUAGUUUGGGUUUCAUGUCAACCGGCGACGAACAUAGUCCUGGAAAUUAUGGAAUGUUGGAUCUGACCAUGGCCCUCAAAUGGGUGCAUGAAAAUAUUCAUAGUUUCAACGGAGAUCCAGAACGCAUCACCUUGGUUGGCUUGGGCUCUGGGGCUGCGGCAGCAGGCUUGCUCAUGCUUUCACCACAAACCAAGCAGUUGGUUAAAAAUGUAGUGGCACUCGAAGGCGCAAUGACAGCCGAUUGGGCAGCUAUUGUUGAUCAGUACAGAGUCCAAAAUACGACACAGCUAUAUUCCUUUAAGAUGGGCUGUUGGCAAGAUUUUGAGACAACGUCCUGGAAAAUGGUCCAAUGUCUUCGCAGUCGAAGUUGGCAAGAAUUGGCAAAUUUGGAGUUGGACCCUGAUGUUGGAACUUUUCCCUGGUCUCCUGUGGUCGAUCGCACCUUCCGCGUCCCGAAAGAUGAUUAUUUGAACGACUGGAAAGAAGAAGACUGGCGAUUUCUGCCCGACACUCCACACAAUCUUUUAAAGACUGGAAACUAUCCUUUUGUCAAAUACAUGACCGGCUUCUCUCGACAGUCCGCUGCUGAUCUACUCUUCGCAAACAAGACUAUUGCCCCAAAUUAUGUGGUUAGUCGCGAGUGGUUUGAUGAGCAAAUUAACCUCUGGGUGAAAAAAUACAACUACACGCUAAACCCAGAGGGUGUUUUUUCCGCCAUUAAAUACGCUUAUACAUACUGGCCAGACCCAAAAAAUACGACACAUUUAAGAGAAGAAUACAUUGACUUCCUCUCGGACGCCCUUUAUCGAGCUCCUAUUGAUGAAGCAGUCAAACUGUUGCUAGCUCGUGGGAUUCAAGUUCAUAUGUACAUGUUAAAUUACACGCUCGAAGGGCUUCGCCUCCCGUUUUGGAGGGAGGUUCCUCGUGGGAUGGAGUACUACAUGCUUUCAGGAGCACCCUUCAUGGACCCUGAGUUUUACCCUGAACGCCUUCGUGUCGACAGAUUCGCUUGGACUGAAGGUGAUCGAAACAUGAGUAAUUUUCUCAUGACUUCGGUAGCAAACAUGGCUUAUUAUGGACAACCAACGCCGAGGGAGGUGCUUGGCAUCUAUUGGGAAAGAGCUACCCCAGCAGACUUGAAAUACUUGGCCUUGAAUGGGACCAACAAUUCAACAAUACAGAGAAAUUAUCGACAAAGGGAAUUGACAUUCUGGAGCGAGUACAUGCCCUCGGUUGUGGGACAUUUAGUGGCCACAUACCCUCCAACAACAGAAUAUUGGUGGGAACCCAACGAACCUUUACAGAUCGCAUUUUGGUCAGUCAGCGGCAUAUGUCUCAUUUUAAUUGUUGCCCUUGUUGCGUGCUGCUUGUUAUGGCGCACUGCAAAGAAACAAAGGGAUCGAAUAUAUGAUGACUUGGGAUUGGGCAGUGAGCCGCUUCGGAUGGGGUCAAUGGGAGGUGAUGAAAUGAGUGAAUAUGCUGAAACAGUGAAAACAAUCGAUUCGAUGGAUUCUGGAAGACUGAAAUACAGCCAUCGCCCAGACCCUCCCCAGCAACACCAACAACAAAGGUUUCCGCCGGCAUCCUACUCCACACAAUCCACGGUACACAAUGGUUCUCACUUACGGGACACGAAGGACAGAUUUCAUGUUCCGAUCAAGAAGGCAGGAGUCGAACGAGGAGGAAGAGAAACGCCACAAACGACAGUGAGCCAAAUGGAUUUGAUAGCGAGGGAAAAGUAAUAGGUUUUAGAACAUCUUAUUGUGAUAUUUUCGUAUUUUUUUUAGUAUAUUUAUCAUCAAUUUGUACUGGUUACACACAUGUACUGCAUAUUAGAAAUAGGUGGGGAACAUAGGAUAACCGUCUUAAGUUAAAUGCUAAUACUUUUAUGCUCUGCCUAUACCCAAAGAUCUCACAUUAAAAUGCCAAUAUUUCCAACAUUUUUUAUUCUGUGUCAAAGUAUACGGAACUGCAAAUUUGGAGUUGGUAAAAUAUUAGUGAACAAGAUACUUUUUGCCACGCACGUGCAUACGUGCACUACAAUAUUGCACACAAAUAAAUAGAACAAUAUUAGGGAAAGCCACCCUUAUAACUUAAUUUUAUCAAUCAAUCUUAUUGUGCCCGACCCACACUAAUUUUAUAAGUAUACAAGUAAACAAAUAUUACUAUAAAACGGUGACCAUUUUUACACAUGUGUUCAAAUCUUGUAGAUAUACAGGAAGUGUUGAGUUUAAUUUACGAUUGUUUGUAUCACAGACAAGAAGUGAAAUGUUAGUUAAUAUGAACUGUCUCUCUAAAAAAUAUACAAUUUACCCUGAACUGAAGGAGCUUCGACUAUACAAGAAUUAAACUUUACAUACUUAAAAUGAAA